Molecule: messenger RNA, 490 nt
Organism: Acomys russatus (golden spiny mouse)
Lineage: Eukaryota; Metazoa; Chordata; Mammalia; Rodentia; Muridae
Gene: Tmem258
Product: transmembrane protein 258
Exons: 4
Coding region: 132-371 (79 amino acids)
Biological process (GO): protein N-linked glycosylation
Cellular component (GO): membrane-bounded organelle
Source: RefSeq, a predicted model, not a curated record
AAAACAUAGGACUACAAGUCCUACAAUGCGGCGCGCAAGGGACCAUAUCCUUUUCCUGUUGCUCAACGCGCCUGCUCCUGCCGACGUGUUCUUCCGGUGGCGGACCGGUGGUUUAUCCAGUGCGGGGCAAAAUGGAGCUCGAGGCCAUGAGUAGGUACACCAGCCCGGUGAACCCGGCUGUCUUCCCACACCUGACUGUGGUGCUUCUGGCCAUCGGCAUGUUCUUUACCGCCUGGUUUUUCGUUUACGAGGUCACCUCCACCAAGUACACACGCGACAUCUACAAAGAGCUCCUCAUCUCCUUGGUGGCCUCACUCUUCAUGGGCUUUGGAGUCCUGUUCCUCCUGCUCUGGGUCGGCAUCUAUGUCUGAGUCCCCAAGGGUACACACCAGGAAGCUCACAAAGUCCUUGCUUUUGUAAAUUAAUUUUUUUACCAUUGCCACACUUGUCCGCCUGCUGUUUCCAAUAAAGGCAGAUGUAUGACAAGCCU